Molecule: messenger RNA, 3094 nt
Organism: Acipenser ruthenus (sterlet)
Lineage: Eukaryota; Metazoa; Chordata; Actinopteri; Acipenseriformes; Acipenseridae
Gene: gosr2
Product: golgi SNAP receptor complex member 2
Exons: 6
Coding region: 194-832 (212 amino acids)
Biological process (GO): intra-Golgi vesicle-mediated transport; vesicle fusion
Cellular component (GO): late endosome membrane; Golgi apparatus; ER to Golgi transport vesicle membrane
Molecular function (GO): SNAP receptor activity; SNARE binding
Source: RefSeq, a predicted model, not a curated record
UUUUUCUCCGAAGUUCAGGCAGCGCUGCGUGCUACUGAAUUUGAGGUCCUACGGUUGCUCGGUGAUGACGUGUGCUUCCUGGCUGUACUUUCAUCUCGUGAAUAAAACAGAAACUUUUACACAAAUAUAAAUAAUAAAUAUAUUAAUUUGGUUAAUCUCUGUUUAACUGUUGUAUACGUGGGUUGUGGCAGAAAUGGAGACGCUUUAUCACCAGACAAAUAAACAGAUCCAUGAGGUGCAGUCCAACAUGGGGUGUCUGGAGACAGCAGACCGGCAGUCUGUGCACUUGGUGGAGAAUGAGCUCCAGGUACGAAUAGACCAAAUCUUCAGCAAUCUGGAACGGUUAGAGAUCCUGGCUAGCAAGGAGCCACCAAACAGACGACAGAACGCCAAACUCCGAGUGGACCAGUUGAAAUAUGACGUGCAGCACUUGCAGUCGGCACUGCGCAGCUUCCAGCACCAGCUCUAUGCUCGCAGCGCUCAGGAACGUGAGAGAGACGAGCUGAUGGCCAGGACAUUCACCACCAAUGAUGCAGACACCUCCAUCCCAAUUGACGAAACACUGCAGUAUAACUCCUCUCUGCACAGCACUCACCGGGGCAUGGACGAGCUCCUGGGCAGCGGGAGCAGUAUUUUGCACGGCCUGCGCGAGCAGAGGAGCACACUCAAGGGCACACACAAAAAGAUGCUGGAUGUGGCAAACAUGCUGGGGCUGUCCAACACGGUGAUGCGGCUUAUUGAGAAACGGGCCUUCCAGGACAAGUUCAUUAUGAUCGGGGGCAUGGUGGUCACCUGUGUGGUCAUGUUCCUGGUAGUGAAGUACCUCUCCUGAACUGGGCUCACUCCCUCUCCCACUACAGCCUGCCCCACCUGUUUUAUAUCAUCUCUCUACUGCUGGCAGCCAAUCACAGCUGUCACAGCGAUAAGGCAUCCAAUCAACUCAAGGAAACCAUUACCUCUUCCCUGGAUUUACAUUUCACCCAAUGAGGAGUUUUGAUUACCCAAUGUAGUAAAAUCUAAUGGAGCCACGGCACAGCCAUCGUCUGGUAAAGGUUCUUGAUGUUAUUUCACAGGUGGUUUUCAAGCUGAUCCAUAAACAGUAAGUAGCGCGGCAAGCUAUGUUGCCAACUUUUCUCUGGACUAGAACACCAUGUAUUAUACAAGAACAAGAACAUGAAGAAAAAAAAAAUAACCUGCCAUCUGUAACUGCAAAACUGUUAGUGUGGCUUUUACACAUCAGCAGAGCUUCUCUAAAAACAGUGAUUCUCCUGGAGUGGGUGUGUGGAAUGUAUAUCAAGUAAUUACCUAAUGGCAUCCUGGAUGAAUUUCCAAGAGAAAUAAGUGGAAACUGGCACAUUUGCAUUUGUAAAAAUAAGUUAUUACGUACUCCCUUUGCAAAACAUUUACACUUAGUACCUUGCUUACCAUAUUAUUUCUGAUGAAAGUGGCCAAAUAAUGACCAGGCCGAGCUGGUGACUAGGCUGGUUUAUGUCUACUUGAGAAAAUGUGCUGUCCAACUGAUCUAAAGGGGUGCCAAGUGAUAGGAACACGUUUGAAUAUUGUAGAUUUUCUCAUCUGUUCUAAAUACAAACAUGGAGUGAACAAAAUGUACUGGGUAGGAUGGUUCUCUUACACUAUUUAGACUGAGGGCUACUGGUUUGGAUACAUUGGUCUUGUGCUGAUAUAUUAAAAGAUAGAGCCCAGUACAUCAGUGGAUAGACCUGGGGUAUAAAGCUACAUUUGCAUGUUCCUAACUACUCGGGCAGCUUUGUGAAACGUGAACCACCUCUAACUGGUGCUCUUACUGACUUUAAAUAGUAAAGCCUAUGCAAGAUCGGGCACAUUUGCUACAGGCCAGUGGGACUGGGACACACAUGCAUCACUGAGCUGUAAUCAGCCCAAAAUCUCCUGGCUGCCCACUGCCUGAGCUGCUAGGCCAUUCCUGAUCUCCUUGGCUGUUUCUCCAGAGUAACAAAACCUCCCAGGCUCUAGUGACCUCGGACAACAUUGCAGAGGGGAUGUACAAUUUAGAGAACAGUACGGCAGAGCCUUUUACCCAGGGCCCUACUUUCUGUACAGUAAAUUGAAGUACUUGCAUCACUGUAGCUUAAUGCUUUGUCAGAAACAGAGGUCUCUGUUUAAAAUUGAACUCCUGACUUUAGUAAAUCAUUUAUUAUAUACUUCUGUCUGUUUUGUUGGCACAAAGUGUUGUAAGCAUGAUUCCUUUGUAGAUUAUUGGUGAUGAACAGUUUCAUUAAUAUCUAGCUUAUUUAAUAAAAACAGACUUUAAAUAAAGCUUUAUCACUAGUACCCAGGAAGACUCAAUAGCCUUACAUGAAUGAGGGGGAAUGGACCAAAACCAGGUAGAGUUUUCUAUCAAUUGCAGUAACCUUUAAAAUACUUGCAUACUUCUUGAUCCGACCAAAUCGUCUUUGUACUAAUUUCAAUUUUACUAAGCAUGAUUAGUUCGACAGUGCAACUUCAUUUAUAAUCACUCAUGAAAUAAAUAAGCUGUGUGUUGAGAUAUCAAUUUCAGCUUUGUUGUGGUGGUUUGCUUGCUUGUGGUGAAACCUCUUACUGACUGUUAUAGUAAGGCCUGUGCCAGAGUGCUUGUAGCCCAGUGGAUCUUGGUGAAUUUUUCUGCAUGCACCAUUCAAUAUAUAAUGAAUCCAUAUAGCCACAGACUUCCAUAUUUCACAAUACACUUUGGCCUUUAUUAAAUCUACUUGGUACAUAUUUUGUAUCAUAUACAAAAAAUGAUGAUCUUGUUUUUUUGUAAAUAUUUCAUUAUAAAACAGUUUCAAAGACACAUGCCAGCAUGAUUUAAGGCUGUGAUGCUGUAUCAGUACACCUCACAGACAAAUGAGUUUUAUUGCUGCCUUGCAGUACCUAUAGAGGGUCCUGCUGAAUUAGGGAAUACAAAGACCAAGGUGGUGGGAGAAGGGGGAAGCUAUGAGGUAAAAUACUUUCAUUUUUUAUUUUUAUUAAUUUGUAUUCUUAUUGAUUGUGUAACAACUCAGUGUGGGAUACCUGUGAUUUUAAGCCCUUUCUGUUGGGAGCUGAGCUGUGCAUUAAAUAAAUAAAAUGACUGCUA